UUUCUCGUUCUCUUCGACAACCAAACUCUCUCCUCUUUCGGUUCGUCCAUCAGACAAGACAACUACCCCAAACUAAUUUAGAGUACUCUACCUUCUCCCCGCCACCGCUCUCUCAGCCGUCAACCCAAAAUCUACUUGCCUGUCCCUCGUCAUCGGCUAUUGGUCCCCUUGCAUAAUUCCUCCGCCGUCAUCGACACUUACACCUCUCCACUCCCCGUUGCUGCUUGCUUACUCACACGACAUCAACUGGCGACACCUGCUCCCCUCCCCCGCCCAAUCUGCAACUAUCCCACUCGCUAGACGCCCAGUCGCGACCAGAGUCACGCAAUCACACGACCUGCAUACACGCACCUAGAGAACUGCUCUUCAUGGCUGCUCUUGCGGAUCCUGCUUCGACUCAGCGUGGAGGGUCUAAGGGCCCCUCCGGAGGUACCUCGACCGGGACCGUUGGCGAUGGAGAAACGGCUGGGGAACCCGGUGGUGUCCAGGAUCCACUGACGUCGAACACCGCGCCUCCUGCUCCGACAAACGCUGCGGCUCCUGUGGCUCCUGCUCCCGCUCCUACAACUCUCACACCCAAGAAGGCGGCCGCCCCUGUCGCCACUGCGAAUGGAAAGGCUGCCAAGAAACCGUUGGAUCCAUCUGAGGUCAACAAUCUACUCCACCAAAAGAUUUCGCAACUGGAAACCGACGCCUCGUUGGAGGAAGAGGAAGAGAAGGCUAUCUCCCGUGCUGUCCGAAAGGCCAACAAGGAACUCGCUGAACUCGUCUCCUCCCGCGAAGAUCAUCUGGCCAAGGUUGAUGCUAUCCAGACCAAGUACAGCGAGCUCCUGCACGACAUGAAGCGCCUGGAGCGAGAUCACGCCAAGUCUAGAAAGCGGGCGGACCAACUGCAAAAGGAAAAGGACCAAUCGAGGUCGGAGAUGCAGAAAGCCGUCAGUAUGAAGCACAAGCUGGAAACGUUGUGUAGGGAGCUACAGAAGGAAAACAAGCGCAUCAAGGACGAGAGCAAGAAACUCGCACAGAAUGAGCAGCAGAAGAGGGAGGAGCUCUCGGAAAAGUUUGAAAGUACGAUUUGGGAAAUCAAGAGCCGAAUGGAGGAAGAGGAAGAUGGCGGAAGCCGCAGGUCCAACCUGGAGCUCGACGAACUAUUCAAGGCGAAGUUUAAAAGUUUCGUCGACCAAUUCGAGAUUCGCGAGCUCCACUUCCAAUCGGUCCUUCGCACCAAAGAGCUGGAAGUCCAGUGGAACCUGGCACGCUACGAACAGCAGCGCAAGCAGGCCGAAAUUGAGGCAAACCGUGCCAAAGCUUUGCAUGCUCAGGUGUCGACGUUUUCGCAGACGGAGACCGAGCUCAGGUCCCAGCUCAACAUAUACGUCGAGAAGUUCAAGCAAAACGGCGCACAGGUAGAAGAUACUCUCAACAACUCGAACGAUCUGUUUCUCACCUUUAGAAAAGAGAUGGAAGAGAUGUCUAAGAAGACUAAGAGACUCGAAAAGGAAAAUCUUACACUCUCGCAAAGAGCUCGAGAACUUGAAGAAGAAAAACCUCAAGCUGGAGAGUAUCUGCCGCGCCCUGCAGAAGGAGCGCAACAGUCUAGAGAACCGUCUGCGCGCCGAGGGCGAGGAGAUGCUCGAAGACGACGAGGGCGACUCGGAUUACGAGGAAGAUUCAGAGGAGCUGGAGGAAGGAUCAGAGGAGGGCAGCGAGGACGAAGAGGAGGAGGCGGACGAGGAUACCGAGGAAGAAGAGAAUCUGGCUGCUAUGGCUGAGCUGCGGGAUCUCGGGAAGAAUGGUGUUCCGACAGCCAAGCCGGUCCUACAGAACGGCAAUUCAGCUCCUGUCGCUGCUUCCCAUCAUUCUUAGUAUCCGGGCUCCUUCGAAAAAGCUGCGGAUCAAAAAGAUAAAAGUUACCACAUAUCGCCAUUUUACCGACCAUUACAUCCUCCUGUUGGAUUCGAACGUUGAUACGCCUGAAGUCGUGUUGGGC
Tricharina praecox is the source of this 1990-nucleotide messenger RNA. RefSeq names its product myosin-like coiled-coil protein-domain-containing protein. The record is from RefSeq and is a predicted model, not a curated record. Lineage: Eukaryota; Fungi; Ascomycota; Pezizomycetes; Pezizales; Pyronemataceae. The transcript has 7 exons. The coding region runs from base 369 to 1772 and encodes 467 amino acids. Gene Ontology annotation, molecular function: syntaxin binding.